GACUUUCCUAUGCAGUGCAUUGGUGUAUCAGCCUUGGGCGUGGAGAGUUUGAACAUUUCCUCUCCCACAUGUUUUCGUGUGGGUGUUUUGUUUCCCGCCUCUCCACGCCUUACAGUUAAAGAGCACGGCACUGCCAUCUAUAUCAUUCAUAGAGACACUGAGGGAGGGGGAGAGACAGACAGAGGGACAGAUGGUCAUGGUCAUUUAGACACUCUCACACAUAACCGGUUUCAGUGUCAGCCAGGCAAUGCAAAACCCUGAACAGUGGACUAAGCAGUAGAAGUCACUUAUUUCUGUGGGGAAAUGGAACCAACUGCUUAUGGAUAACACUUGGAGGGAGAUGAGGGGUGUCUUUGUGUGUUCGGCCUGUGAGCAGUGAUGGGGGACUGGAGUCUCCUGGGGAAUUUCCUAGAGGAGGUCCAGGAACACUCCACCUCGGUCGGGAAGGUGUGGCUCACCAUCCUUUUCAUCUUUCGCAUCCUGGUGCUGGGCACGGCGGCCGAGUCCUCCUGGGGCGAUGAGCAGAGCGAUUUCCUGUGUGACACUCAGCAACCCGGUUGCACCAAUGUGUGUUAUGACAGCGCCUUCCCCAUUGCCCACAUCCGUUACUGGGUGCUGCAGAUUGUUUUUGUCUCCACGCCGUCCCUCAUUUACAUGGGCCACGCCAUGCAUAUAGUGCGCAGGGAGGAGAAGCGGCGGAGGAUGGAGCAGGAGGAGAGAGGUGAGGGUGGAGGAGACCUGGAGGGGGAGAAGGAGUACCUCCAGCAGAAGGAGAGUGGGAAGGAGUUGUUAUCUGGAUCUCAAGGAACUGGCCGUGUUCACCUGAAAGGGGCACUACUGCAGACUUACAUCCUGAGCAUCUUGAUCCGUACAGUGAUGGAGGUGACGUUCAUCGUAGUGCAGUACCUGAUCUAUGGGGUGUUCCUCAAAGCGCUGUACCUGUGCACGGCAUGGCCCUGCCCAAACCCGGUCAACUGCUACAUGUCUCGACCCACGGAGAAGAAUGUCUUCAUCAUCUUCAUGCUGGUGGUGGCUGGUGUGUCUCUACUGCUCUCUGUGUUGGAGCUCUACCACCUCGCCUGGAAGAGUGUCAGAAAGUGUGUACGCAGCAGAGGGAUGCAGAGGAGCAACCACAAAGCUGAGACGGCGGCCAUGUCUGCUGCGUUGGAACCCAACAGCCAACCGCGGCCCUCAGCCACCUGCACCCCACCUCCUGACUUCAGCCAGUGCCUGGCAGCCCCGAGCCCCAUGAACCCUAUGACCUCCAUGGCCUCUCAUCCCUUCAACACCAGGAUGGCGCUGCAGCAGAACUCAGUCAACUUGGCCACCGAGCGGCAUCACAGCAGCGACAACCUGGAGAACGAGGAAGACUUCCUGAGGAUGACGUACGACCAGGCACCCACAGAGCUGUCCAACAGCUGCUCCCCAUCGCCUCUGCUGAACUCUGGCUACAUGAAGGACAAACGCCGCCUGAGCAAGACCAGUGGGACCAGCAGCCGGGCUCGCCAAGAUGAUCUGGCAGUAUAGGAUCACAGCUGGAAAGAGUGGCUGACAAGGGGGAGAGGAGGGAGGGCUGGACCUUCAGAACCAAAGAGAAUAGACAGAAAGAUCAGUUUAGCAAGACACGAAUACAAGACUAAGUGUUAUUUCUGAAUGAAGCUUUCAGAACAUAAGCACAGGCUAACUUUGCAAACUCCGGCAUUUAGGCCUGACACUUCACUAUAGAGGAUGGACUAAAUGUCCACAUUAGAAAGAUGCACCGCUACAUCUGUGAGUGGACCAUGUAAACUUGACGUGUGGAAGCUCUGUGAGCAGAUAGUCCGUUGCAGAGCUUGAAAAACUGACAACCAAACUGCAAAAGGAGAAUAAUUUUGAAAUGAGAACAGGGUAACAGGUGUGAUACCUGACUAUUGCACAUUUUAUGUUUUACUUAAACAGUUAAAGCCAUAAACUAACUGAUGGAAAGUGACAAGGACCAGGUGAUGCAUGGUGCUUGGUGUGAGCUGACUAUUCCCUAAGUCAUUCAUUAUAAAGCAAUAUAUUCCACACAUCUCAACCAUUCAAUUAGUUAUGGAUUAGCCAAUGACUUCAAAUAGCACAAUCUAGAGUUUUUUUUUUCCUCUCACUGCAGAAAUUAAGAGAUGCAAUAAGAGAAAACGGGAACUUGAUAUACAAUAAACUGUGAAGCUUGCUGCACAUUUGCAGUGAAUCAAGGUAAAGUGCCUCAUCAAGUGUAAAAAAAAAAAAAAUCUAUUUCCACAUAACACAUUUAUAUUCAUAUUUUUUUUCCCCCCCAAAGCCAUGGAAAAGCUGUAACUUUGAAUUAAGCCACUUGUUGACUUGCUAACCCUAAUUGCACUAUAGAGUACCUGCAGGUCAACAAACAUAAAAUAUAACCCAAGAAUAAUAACUUAAUAAUCUUAAAAAGUUUGAGUGAAACUUUAUUCAUUAUUCAUGUAUUUGACAGGAGCGUUGUGUGCAGAAGUGUUGAGAGAAUGUAGCUUGUUUGAGGAUUUUCCCUCGAGAUGGACUCAAGGGUAAAGAAAAAGGAGAGGUCCUACUUGGAUGGUGGUUAUGAGGAGAUCCAGCCACUCGGUGGCAACAUUGCACUUCUGUUUUUUAGUUUCUCCCCUGGAGCCAUUGUGUAAAUACUGAAUUUUUCCCUGUGCAAUGUAUGUUUUAGUUGAUGUCUUUUGAAUGUAUUGGUUAUCAUUUCUGUUGUCUGUUCUAGCUGUAUGCAGAAGAUUUAAAAAAAAGUUUAUGAGUGAACAUCCUUGCAAAUGGAGGUUUUCGAGUUUUAUCCUACAUAUACAGCAAACAUUCUUUUAAGAAAACGAAUCUUGUUCAGCCUACUGUACAUUCACUACAGUUGUUGGUUCUUUCACACAGACCGUUAUGCAAUAAAUUUCGUCACUAAUGCAUCACAAAUUAAUAA
Molecule: messenger RNA, 2935 nt
Organism: Xiphias gladius (swordfish)
Lineage: Eukaryota; Metazoa; Chordata; Actinopteri; Istiophoriformes; Xiphiidae
Gene: gja5a
Product: gap junction protein, alpha 5a
Exons: 2
Coding region: 379-1527 (382 amino acids)
Biological process (GO): cell communication
Cellular component (GO): connexin complex
Source: RefSeq, a predicted model, not a curated record